Aspergillus novofumigatus IBT 16806 is the source of this 636-nucleotide messenger RNA. RefSeq lists its product as uncharacterized. The transcript is spliced from 3 exons. The coding region runs from base 1 to 636 and encodes 211 amino acids. The record is from RefSeq and is a predicted model, not a curated record. NCBI's taxonomy places the organism in Eukaryota, Fungi, Ascomycota, Eurotiomycetes, Eurotiales, Aspergillaceae.
AUGUCUAAACGCCCUCGCAUCGCAAGAUCCCCCUCACCGGGUCAAUCACCUGAGAAUUGGUCAAGAUCACCGUCCCCAGCAUCUCCAGCGCCAUCUUGUGAACGUUCCAAGAUACUCUUGCAAGACACAGGUGAACCUGCUGUGGAAGUGAUGCAUUGUUCCCUCCCUCCGCAUAGGGAAGUCAUCUCCUUCUCCUCCUAUGAAGAUUAUGAGGUGCACUAUUUGCAAACGCACGUCAACCGAUGUUCAGAGUGUGGGAAGAAUUUCCCUACAGAUCGAUUCCUGAAUCUGCAUAUCGAGGAGAAUCAUGAUCCUCUCGUUGCUGCGAAGAGAGACAAGGGAGAGAAAACUUACAGUUGCUUCAUCGAGGAUUGCGACAGGAAAUGCUCUACACCUCAAAAGCGACGGAUGCACUUGAUUGAUAAACAUAUGUUUCCAAAGACAACGCAUAUCGGCUACCGCGCUCUCACUGCUGGACGGCAGGCUGAGAAACCGAAAGACAUCCGAAUCGCACUCGCAUGCGGUCUCACAUGCAGUGUCCAAACAAAGCGUGGGACAUAUAAGUCCGGAGGAAAUGGGAAUCACUCAACUAGAGAAGUCCAUGUCCGCGUUACGAUUUGUCCCGGCAAGUGUUAG